Ectocarpus sp. CCAP 1310/34 is the source of this 1264-nucleotide messenger RNA. The record is from the annotation of a GenBank genome assembly. Lineage: Eukaryota; Phaeophyceae; Ectocarpales; Ectocarpaceae.
AUGCUACUCGGAAGCAACCUCUUCCAACCACCGAAAGGGUUCCUCGGGUUCGCUCUCGUGGCAUGCGGAGCAGCCGGCAGCACGGAGUGCGCAACGCGAUUGAUUGAGGACGACAGGUGUUGACCAAUGAAAACGUCCGACGGAGGACUGGGUACCCUACAGUACCCCCCGACGUACCCUGGGUCUUCUUCCGAUCUUUGAGCAGUGCUAUAAUACAUCGCUUGAUUGUCAUGGUUCGAAAUCUCCCACCUGCUCUUGAGCGUUUUUUCAAUCGUGUACCGAUAGGUGCAGGGUGCAAGCACUACAGCAGUGUGACCACGAGCGGUUCUGCCUCCCGCCGUGGGCACAUCUCCGAGUGCUCGAGAACGCCAUUGUACAAGCUGUCGAAGCGGGAGCGAAAGGUCUUACCAGCAGCGGUAGCUGCGCACGAUUGGCUUCCGGGCGAGGCCAGGAGUGCCUGCGGUUGCUGACAAGCUACGCCCAACAACACCUACAAGCCGGAGAGUGGCGGCGGAUUCUGCGACUGGCGAUUGUGAAGGGCGACGAAGGGCCCAUUAGCGCCAUUCUUCAAGUCAGCCCAAAGCUCUUGUUACAGGCGGAGCGGCUUCAUUGUACGCGGGAUCGAAAGCGGCUGCAACGCAACGGACGCUUGCCUACGCACACCUCCUAAGUCUCGACGUCCAAGACGUGUCGUAGACUCCGGCCGCCUCUCUCUGCCGUGUGUGCGGGCUGUAGACUGUAGAAUUCAUCUGAUACGGGAACAUUUAAGUCUCAGUCAUCAUGCUCGUUUUACGAUAGCAUUGUGCCAUCAUAGCACAGUGGUCGUCUUCAUGUUCUUGGCUGAACGGCGACUCCUCUUUUAGGUUGAGGUAUGAUUGCAAGAGUUGGACUCUCAAACGCUUAAAAUUGAACGAGUCUGCCGCUGGAAACCCUAGGAAAAGGCACCACUACAUAGGCGACUCUCGUCCUUGUUAACGCUGAUGCUUUCAGAUUUCUGAUUGUUCUGACAGGGAGUUGGUGCCUCCUUCACUUCCAGCCUCGCGCCGGUUGGUAUAUGUAGCAAUCAUCGUCAUCAGCGCCGUUUGCUUUGUUGACGGCGCCUGCCAGCUGUACUGUCGGAACCGGGUUGUAUACAUACAAUCAAGCUAGCUGCGCGUGGAGACAUGCAUGACGUAGAAGCCACUGCGUUGUCACCCAACGUCUCAGUUUUGCUUCAGGAAACGCAGCGGAAUCGAAGUCAACGGUGGCGCUGGAAUAUCGUCCU